GGGAAAACGAAAGAAACCCAAAAAAAAAGUUUGUUUUUAAUAAUUGUUAAAUAUUAAAAGAAAAUUAUCUAGUAAUUAUAAUUACCUUAAAAUGGCCAGUGCUGUGGAAUCGAUGGAUAUAGAUGAACCUCAUCCGGGCCCCUCCAAACUAAUUGAAGCAAAGGAAGACUUGGACAUAAAAAAAACUUCUAAUCUUCCAUGGAUUGAAAAAUAUAGACCGCAAACUUUUGAAGAAAUAGUGGGCAAUGAAGACACCAUAACCAGACUAGGAAUAUUUUCAAAGCAAGGCAACGUUCCAAAUGUCAUUAUUGCGGGUCCUCCUGGUGUUGGUAAAACCACAACCAUUUUGUGCCUGGCAAAAAUCAUGUUAGGGUCAGCCUUCAAAGAAGCAGUCUUGGAAUUGAACGCUUCAAAUGACAGAGGAAUAGACGUAGUCCGUAACAAAGUGAAAAUGUUUGCCCAACAGAAAGUUACAUUACCACCCGGGAAGCAUAAAAUUAUAAUUUUAGAUGAAGUAGACAGUAUGACUGAAGGAGCUCAGCAAGCUUUAAGAAGAACCAUGGAAAUCUACAGUAAUACUACAAGAUUUGCACUGGCAUGCAAUUAUAGUGAAAAAGUUAUUGAACCUAUUCAAUCACGUUGUGCCAUUUUGAGAUAUUCACGCUUAACUGAUGCACAAGUUUUAGCCAGAACUAUACAGAUUUGUCAGAAAGAAAAUGUCAAAUACAGUGAAGAUGGUUUAGAAGCCAUAGUAUUUACAGCUCAAGGUGAUAUGAGGCAAGCUUUAAACAAUCUUCAAUCUACUCAUAACGGUUUUGGAGAAGUAAACUCGGAAAAUGUUUUCAAAGUUUGUGAUGAACCUCAUCCCAUGCUUAUCCAGGAUAUGCUUAAAUCUUGUUCAGAGGGAGAUAUAAGGAAGGCAUAUAAGAUUGUAGAACAUUUAUGGAACUUGGGUUACGCUGCAGAAGACAUUAUUAAAAACAUAUUCAAAGUGUGCAAAACUAUGGACAUGGCAGAACCGGUUAAAUUAGCUUUUAUAAAAGAGAUUGGGUUGACACAUCAGAGGAUAAUCGAAGGAUUGACCACUUUAAUACAAAUGUCUGGUCUUCUUUCAAGAAUGUGCUUGGCGGCUGCAAAAUUGAGAAGCAGCCAAGCUUAAUCUUCAUCAUGUCUUUAUAUUAUAUUAUUUUUGUAUUUUGAUUUUGACGUGUAUUUAUUAACUUAUUGUAGAGGGUGCCAUUCACGUAGAGAUCGGUAUCUAUAAAUGUUUCAAGUAUCAGUAUCUUGAUACAAAUCUCACUGUGUAUUCGUCUGUCUCAGUUUCAAUGUGUGAAUGGGGCCCUUAAGACAACAUUUGCUUAGUUUAUUUGAAAAACAAACAAUUAUUUAUAUACAAAAUAUGUUUAUUCUUAAAAAAAAAACUUUUCUAGUUAACAUAAAUCACAUUAAUAUUCAACUAUUAAUAAUUUAUUCAUUCAAAUAUCUUCAACAAUUUCGAAACAUCCAAGCUAGAAAAUUCACUUUUGAAAAUCAUCAGUAAUUCAAGAGCAUCGUUUUUCCCAUCCAAAUUGGUCGCACUACUAGGAAUAUCAAAAAAUGUAACAUAACUAGCCAACAUUGGUAAAUUCGCAUCAAACUCUUUUCCGACAAUAAAAUUUUUGAGGUUUAACUUGAGAUGCUCUUCGUGAGAUUCCAGUAUGCUGGUUAUUUCUUGUUGAAAAGCCAAAACUGUUUCUUUAGAGAGAAGAUUUUGGGAGGCUGACGAUUUCAUCAGUACUUGUUCCAUUAUUAUUUUUAGUUGCCAUAUAACGAGGGUGGAUGGUUGAGACUGUAGAGCAAGGACCAACUAUAAAACAAAACAUUGGCUAUCAAUCAAAUUAAUUCUUGUAGAUUUUUUCCAUGUCAUGCCUUACCUUGAUCAAUGACACCAUAAUAAUAAUCAUCAUCAACUUAUCCUUAACAACAGCAUCAUAAAUCGCCCUGGUCAGCAUCUGUAUAAACCUCUGCUCGUAAUGAUUCGCUUUGGUUCUAUCAAGAUUCAAUACGGAUUCGCAAAAUCCUUUUAUGGCGUCGUCAGAAGUGAAAUUUGUUAUGGAAAGAUAGGGUGGAUCCCACGGUACCACUCUAGAGUGCGUCAAAGUUCGAGCAAGUUCGCUGUGGUACCCAAACUUGUCUGUUAUGUAGCUGAGGCAACCGGCGCGUUGUUUGACUUCUAUGCAGCCUG
Ceutorhynchus assimilis (cabbage seed weevil) is the source of this 2224-nucleotide messenger RNA. Lineage: Eukaryota; Metazoa; Arthropoda; Insecta; Coleoptera; Curculionidae. The record is from the annotation of a GenBank genome assembly.